Messenger RNA from Aspergillus glaucus CBS 516.65, 1139 nucleotides. Its product is annotated as CFEM domain-containing protein. Lineage: Eukaryota; Fungi; Ascomycota; Eurotiomycetes; Eurotiales; Aspergillaceae. The record is from RefSeq and is a predicted model, not a curated record. The transcript has 3 exons. The coding region runs from base 110 to 973 and encodes 287 amino acids.
CCUUUCUCUUUUUCUCUCAUCCAUCUCAGCCAUUGUCUUUGUUUCUUAUUAUACUUCAUACCUGGACUCCAGUUAAUCUCUAAUUCACCUCCCAUACACUACUAUCACAAUGAAGUUCUCUCUUACCCUCGCUAUCAUGGCCUCCGCCGGCCUCGUCGGCGCCGUGUCCGAGUCCAAGUGCGCUCGCAUGUGUAUCGACAACAUGAACAAGAAGGCUGAGGACUUGGGCUGCAAGUCUGGUGACCAGCACUGUCUCUGCGACGCUGAGAACUACUCUUUCGGUGUCCGUGACUGCACUUCUCAGGCCUGCCCUGAUGACGACUCUGCCAAGGUUGUCCAGAUCGCUCUCUCCACCUGCCCUUCUGACACCACGUCUGGUCAAAAGGCCAACGGUGACUCUAGCUCUAGCUCCAGCGCUGGCUCUGGCUCUGGCUCUGGCUCUGGCUCUGCCACCGCCUCUGGCUCCGACAGCGACUCGACCGGUACCGCUACUGACGGUGGUGCUGGUGCUGGUGCUGCUUCCACUGGCGCCUCUGGCGACUCAUCCAACACUGCUUCCGGCAACAACGCCUCUGCCACCGGUUCCGACUCUGGUGCGGCCACUGGCUCUGACGCUUCUGGCUCUGCUACCGGCUCUGACGCUGCUGGUGCCUCUUCCACCGGCUCUGCUGCCAGCAACUCUGCUUCUGCCACCUCUUCCGGUGCUGAGUCGUCUCCUGCCUCUGGCUCCAACGCUUCUUCUACCCUGAGCACUGCCACCAGCACUGGUACCGGUGCUUCUUCCUCUGAGACCGGCUCUUCGGACUCGGACUCUGACUCGGACUCGGACUCUGGCUCUGGCUCCGGCUCUGACGGCGCCUCCUCCAGCUCGUCCGCUGGCGGUGCUGAGAACACCGAGAACGCUGCUCCCCGCAUGGUCCUCGGCUCCGGCGCCAUGGGUGUUGCCGGUGUCGCCGCCCUCUUCGCUCUCUAAGCGAGUCGCGGAUAGGAUACCUCACCAAUCUUCGUAUUUGGUAAAAACUUUUUUUUCUUAAUGUUUUCAAUAUUCACGGGUUACGAUGUCUGUACGUCGCUGGGUGUGAAUUGUACAUUUACUUGACCGUCUGGAUACGCACGGUCAUUGGUUAUGACUUAUUACU